Messenger RNA from Protopterus annectens (West African lungfish), 1944 nucleotides. It is a transcript of the gene PDIA4, whose product is annotated as protein disulfide isomerase family A member 4. Gene Ontology annotation, molecular function: protein disulfide isomerase activity. Gene Ontology annotation, biological process: response to endoplasmic reticulum stress; protein folding. NCBI's taxonomy places the organism in Eukaryota, Metazoa, Chordata, Ceratodontiformes, Protopteridae. The record is from RefSeq and is a predicted model, not a curated record. Gene Ontology annotation, cellular component: endoplasmic reticulum; cell surface.
AUGGACUCCUCGAAGACAGAUGAUUUUGUUUUUUUUUUUUGCAAAUUGACAAAGUGUGGUCACUGUAAACAGUUUGCACCAGAAUAUGAAAAAAUUGCUAAAACAUUGAAGGAAAAUGAUCCCCCUAUACCAGUGGCUAAAGUUGAUGCCACUGCAGAGACUGCAAUAGCAAGCAGAUUUGAAGUCGGUGGUUAUCCCACAAUUAAAAUUCUGAAGAAGGGACAGCCAGUAGAUUAUGAUGGUGCAAGAACAGAAGAAGCAAUAGUCUCUAAAGUGAAAGAAGUGUCUCAGCCAGACUGGAUACCACCUCCUGAAGCUACUUUGGUCCUUACAAAAGACAACUUUGAUGAUGUGGUGAAUAAUGCUGACAUCAUUCUUGUGGAAUUCUAUGCACCUUGGUGUGGACACUGCAAGAGGCUGGCUCCUGAAUAUGAGAAAGCUGCACAAGAUCUUGCCAAACGAACGCCACCUAUCCCUUUGGCAAAAGUGGAUGCUACUGCUGAAACAGACCUUGCCACUCGGUUUGAAGUCACUGGCUAUCCAACACUCAAGAUUUUUCGCAAAGGCAAAGUUUUUGAAUACAAUGGGCCAAGAGAAAAGUUUGGAAUUGUUGAUUACAUGACUGAACAAGCCGGCCCUCCAUCUAAGCAGAUUCAAGCUGUUAAGCAAGUUCAGGAGUUCCUUAAGGAUGGUGAUGAUGUCAUUAUUGUUGGAAUUUUCACUGAUGAACAAGAUUCGACGUAUCAGACCUAUCAAGAUGCCUGUAACACUCUGCGCGAAGAUUAUAAAUUUCAUCAUUCAUUCAGCAGUGAAAUUGCAAACUUCUUAAAAGCAUCACCAAGACAGAUGGUCGUCAUGCAGCCGGAGAAAUUCCAGUCUAAAUAUGAAAAGAAAUUUCACAUUUUUGAUAUAAAAGAUUCUGCCACGGCUGCCGAGAUAAAAGAAUUUGUCACUAAGCAUGCUUUGCCUCUAGUUGGACACCGCAAGCAGUCUAAUGAUGCCAAGAGGUACUCCAAGCGACCUCUGGUCGUGGUUUACUAUGGGGUGGACUUCAGUUUUGACUACCGUGUUGCUACCCAGUACUGGAGAAACAAGGUGUUGGAAGUUGCCAAGGAUUUCCCAGAAUACACUUUUGCUAUUGCCAAUGAAGAGGACUAUUCUUCAGAAUUAGUUGACCUGGGGCUGGGUGAGAGUGGUGAAGAGGUUAACUGUGCAAUUCUAGAUGCCAGCGGCAAAAAAUAUGCAAUGGAUCCAGAAGAAUUUGAUUCAGACACCUUGAGGGAAUUUAUUGUAGCCUUUAAAAACGGAAAACUGAAGCCUGUCGUAAAGUCACAGCCAAUACCAAAAAGCAACAAAGGACUAAAAGUGGUUGUAGGUAAAACAUUUAAUGAGAUUGUAAUGGACAAAAAGAAGGAUGUCCUCAUCGAAUUCUAUGCUCCUUGGUGUGGCCAUUGUAAAAAACUAGAGCCUGUAUAUAUUGACCUGGGUAAGAAGUACAAGAAUGAAAAGAAUCUGGUUAUUGCUAAGAUGGAUGCCACUGCCAAUGACAUACCCAAUGAUAAAUACAAAGCAGAAGGAUUUCCCACUAUUUAUUUUGCUCCUGCAAAGAACAAAAACAACCCAGUCAAGUUUGAAGGUCAGAACAGAGAUUUAGAAGGCCUAAGUAAAUUUAUAGAAGAGCACUCAACACAACUGUCCAGCAGGAGCAGGGAUGAACUGUAAGCAGAGCAGAAAUUGCAACAUUUCUACACGUUACUUUAAGACUUUUGAUGCAGUAUGACCAAAUACAUCCUGGGCUGAUAAAUGGUUAUUAAAGCCAGAGUUUCAUGCCUAAAAUAUUUGGACAUUGAAUCUGUGCACUACUGUUUGUUUUGGUAUCAGGUGAUGGAAAGUUCCAGUCCAGAUGUUUUUUUCUUUGUUUCAUGAACAUUACUGUGCACAACU